Molecule: messenger RNA, 1908 nt
Organism: Phragmites australis (common reed)
Lineage: Eukaryota; Viridiplantae; Streptophyta; Magnoliopsida; Poales; Poaceae
Exons: 1
Coding region: 211-1695 (494 amino acids)
Source: RefSeq, a predicted model, not a curated record
GCAAACUGGUACUAAAAACUGAAAAAAGUUGUAACUUUAUGGGUUCGCACGCGAGACUCCGAAGCCCAAAUCAGCAACCCAGAAGGAACCGGCCCAAGAUUUCCGUACAAUCCAACGGGAUCAGCCUGACACGGUCCGCGCCACUUUUUUGGGGUUGCUGCGCCUCCUCCUGACGCCCGCACCAACCAUCUGCCGAAGCCGACCGUUGGAAUGAACCCACAUCGUAUAACACCCACCAGCACGAGAAAAUUAAAAAGAAAACCCAAAUCUCCGGCAGCCACGCCCACGCCCACGCCCCUCCAUGACCGUUGCACAGUUCAAACCCCUCAAAACGCAGUAACGCACACUCCCACGUUCUCACUGGUCAAGAAAGCGAAAGGCAAAGCCGCGGUUAGGGACAGAGCACGCCGUGGGACAAUGGGCUGCAUCACCUCGAAGCUCCUCCCGCCGGGGCCCGGCGGCGACGCCAGGCGCGCCACGGUGCGCGGCCGCGUCGACCACGUCGUUUCCCUCACCUCCACCACCUACGGCGUCCUCGACCUCCACCCCAAGCGCGGCGUUGCCGCUGCCCACGAAGAGAAGGAGCAGCCGCCGCCACCGCAGCAGGACAAGCUGAUAAGCAGGGAGUGGAAGCGCGCCAGCACGCGGCCGCCGCCCCUCGUCGUGCCGAACGCCAAGAAGCCGGCGGUGGCGCCAGCGGCCAAGCCAGAGUCCGGCCUGGAGGUGAUCAACGCGUGGGAGAUCAUGGCCGGGCUGGAGGAUGCCGACGCCGCGGCCGGAUCGCCGGCGAAGAAGCCGUCCAAGCCGGGCCGGUGGUCGCCCGCCAGGGUCCUCGCAAUGGCCCUGCCGUCGCCCAAGAGGUCUGCGGCGAGGCGGAAGAACACGCCGGGGAAGGAGAACAGUCCGCUCCAGCGCUGCUCCGUGAAUAGCAACAAGCCCGCGCCCGGCGACGUCGACAACGACAGGGUGCUCCGGCCGUACAAUUCCAUCGAUAACUCCAAGCUUUCGAUGGCGUCCAAGAGAUUCUCCCCCUCGAGCGCUCGGAUUGUCAGGAAGCCUGGCCCCGCCGAGACCGGUGGCGGCAUGUCGUCGUCUCGGAGGAGCCUGAGCCCGCUGUUCGACCCGGAGCUCCUGGCGUCCAUCGAGCGCGAGCUCUCGGAGGAAGGCGCCCACAUCAAGCGGAUGGAGAAGCCCAAGCACCCGAAGGCGGCGCCGCCGGCGAUUGUUGCCGAGGGCAAGUGCCCGCCCGGCGGCGCCGACGCGGUCGUCCUCUACACCACCACGCUCCGCGGCAUCCGCAGGACCUUCGAGGAGUGUAACGCGGUGCGCGCGGCGAUCGAGGCCCACGACGUGAAGGUGAUCGAGCGGGACGUGUCCAUGGACUCGGGCUACCGGGAGGAGCUGCGGCUGCUGCUGGGCGGGCGGGAGGUGCGCGUCCCGGCAGUGUUCGUGCGGGGCAGGCACGUCGGCGGGGCUGCCGAGGUGGCGAAGCUGGAGGAGGAGGGCAAGCUGAAGGCGCUGCUCGAUGGCCUGCCUCGGGCGCGGGUGUGGUGCGCGGGCUGCGCCGGCGUGCGGUUCGUCAUGUGCCGCGACUGCAACGGCAGCCGCAAGGUGCUCGACGCCGAGCGCAAGGAGACGCUCAAGUGCGGCGAGUGCAACGAGAACGGCCUCGUCCGGUGUCCGAUCUGCUCGUGAUGGAGCGAAAUGGUGCGGUGGAGUUGGCGAUUGGUUGUAUGAAAGUUCUUGUGGGUUGCUGUGUUGCAUUGGGUUGAUCUACCUGUCUACCCGGCUGGUUUUGAUUUUGCUAUGCGACAUGCUUGUUGCACUCGGCAACAGCUGCCACUGUAAUAUGAACUGAUUCAUAUUGUUUCGUAUGUAAUUUAAUUCCCUAAUUUAUUAAUUAUCUCA